Molecule: messenger RNA, 3977 nt
Organism: Mirounga angustirostris (Northern elephant seal)
Lineage: Eukaryota; Metazoa; Chordata; Mammalia; Carnivora; Phocidae
Gene: SLC4A11
Product: solute carrier family 4 member 11
Exons: 22
Coding region: 1017-3587 (856 amino acids)
Biological process (GO): monoatomic ion homeostasis; transmembrane transport; monoatomic anion transport
Cellular component (GO): basolateral plasma membrane; plasma membrane
Molecular function (GO): solute:inorganic anion antiporter activity
Source: RefSeq, a predicted model, not a curated record
UCAGAAGUUUCAUGCCUGGAUGAAUGUACAAAUAAUAGCAAAAUAAGGACAACAGGAAGAAGAAAGAUGAUUUGAUAACCAAAACUUCAUGGAAUUUUCUAGCUAAAAAGACUCCACUUCAACCUCUAGACUGUGACUGUUCGUUGAGCACCUACUGCGCUGGGUGCUGUGCUGGGGAAAGACACACAGCCUUGCUCUCAGGGAGCUCGUAGUCUGGCCCGGGAGAUGGGGCCCAGGCAGCAAACUGAGGAUGAAGAAGGCCAUGCUGCAGCGAGGGGCCACGGGGGUCUGUGAGGGAAGGAAACAGCAACUACUAUGGAUGGUGGGAGCGGGGACGGCCUCCCCCACCAGAGCCGAAGGAUGAAGUGAGCAGUGAAGACCAGGCGCUGGCGAAUGCACGUCCCCGGGUCGGGCUCCCCCCUGUUCGGGAAGGAAAACCGGGCGGCCGGGCUACCUUGGGAAGGAAAGAAGCCGCGAGCCAAGACCUUGACCCAAGAGAAAGCCGGGGGCGCACAGAGGCCAGAAGAGAAACCUCGAGGCGCACAGCGAGCAAACCCGACGCCGCCGAGCCGGGAGCGCCGCUGGCUCCGCGCACUAGGGCGUAGCCCAGGGAACGCGCGCCGGCCCAUCUAGUUAGUCGGGGCGUGCUUCCUGGAGGAGGAGAAGAAGAGUUUACCACUCGAGCAACUGGGAUGAAUGGAGGGGGCGGGGCAGCUGGCAGGCUGGGCCUUGCCGAGGCCCCCUGCCGAGCCGAGGGCGGGGGGCCUGCAGCGCGCAUAAAGCUGACGCUCGGCGAGUCCUCCGGCUACCCGCCGCAGAGGCACAACUUCGUGGGUCCUUGGGCCCGUCGAGCUUCUUCCCAGAAACUUCCCAGCCCCGCCCAGCCCCUAAUCCGGCGACGCCUGGGCGGGCACGCGGGCGCGUAGGAGCCCGACCUACACGUUCUGGCGGAGUCGCCCCGGGCUCCCGGGAGCAGCCUGCUCGGGACCGACAGGAGCGCGGAGUACUCCUCUAACAUGUCGCAGAACGGGUACCUUGAGGAUGCAGGCUACCUCAAGUGUGAAAUGGAUGAUGCCUCUGAAACCCGUGAGGAGAGCCUGGGGGAUGAGGCCUUCGACACGGUCAACUCCUCCAUCGUGUCUGGCGAGAGCAUCCGUUUUUUUGUCAACGUCAACCUCGAGGUGCAGCCCACCCAGGCUGCCGAGAGUGAAUCGCCUGGCGGCUGUGGGCUCCUACACACCUCCCGCAAGUACCUGAAGCUAAAGAACUUUGAGGAAGAGAUCCGGGCACACCGGGACCUAGAUGGCUUCCUGGCCCGGGCCAGCAUCAUCCUGAACGAGACGGCUACCUCGCUGGAUGACGUGCUGCGUGCCAUGCUGUGCCGCUUAGCCCACGACCCCCACAACACUGAGCCUGACUGCAACUUGGACCUGUUCAUGGCCAUGCUCUUCACCGAUGCCGGGGCCCCCACAGAGGGGAAAGCCCACCUGCUGUCAGAUACCAUCCAAGGGGUCACUGCCACGGUCACGGGGGUGCAAUACCAGCAGUCCUGGAUCUGCAUCAUCUGCACCUCCAAGGCCCUGCUGAAGCGACAUGUGUGCAUCAGCCGUCUGGUUCGCCCACAGAACUGGGGGGAGAAUUCAUGUGAGGUGCGGUUCGUCAUCCUGGUGCUGGCCCCGCCCAAGAUGAAAAGCACCAAGACUGCCGCGGAGGUGGGGCGCACGUUCGCCACCAUGUUCUUGGACAUCACCUUCCGCCAGAAGCUCCUGAACACCCGCACGGAGGAGGAAUUCAAGGAGGCCCUGGUGCAUCAGAGACAGCUGCUCACCGUGGUGAGCCAGUGCCCAGCCCUUGGCGCCAAGGGCUACAACAUGAACUCCAUCUGCAGACACAGACCCGCACAGCCCCUGAAGCACAAGGACUUUCUCCCUGUGGGGAAGGGCAUCCGGGAGGACAUUGCCCGCAGGUUUCCCGUGUACCCACUGGACUUCACAGACGGCAUUAUUGGGAAAAACAAGGCUGUGGGCAAAUACAUCACCACCACCCUGUUCCUCUACUUCACCUGCCUCCUGCCCACCAUCGCUUUUGGGUCCCUCAACGAUGAGAACACGAACGGGGCCAUCGAUGUGCAGAAGACCAUGGCGGGGCAGAGCAUCGGAGGCCUCCUGUACGCUCUCUUCUCAGGGCAGCCGCUCGUGGUGCUGCUGACCACUGCGCCCCUGGCCCUCUACAUCCAAGUAAUCUGUGGCAUCUGUGGUGACUACGAUCUGGACUUCAACACCUUCUACGCGUGGACGGGCCUGUGGAACAGUUUCUUUCUCGCACUUUAUGCCCUCUUCAACCUCAGUCUGGUCAUGCGUCUCUUCAAGAGGUCGACAGAAGAGAUCAUUGCCCUCUUCAUUUCCAUCACCUUCAUGCUGGAUGCUGUCAAGGGCAUGGUCAAAAUCUUCCAGAAGUACUACUAUGACCACGACUUCGGGAACUAUUAUACAGACAGCACUUCCCUGGUGAGCCUGCUGGGCCUCGGCACCAGCCUCAACACCAGCCUCCACACUGCCCUCAACACCAGCCUCCUGACCCGCCCGCCCCAGCUGACCUCCAUGAGCCACCAUGCCGAGCACCCGGGCCGGGAGACCGCCGUGCUCAGCCUCCUCAUCAUGCUGGGCACACUGUGGCUGAGCUACACCCUCUACCAGUUCAAGAAGAGCCCCUACCUGCACCCCUGCAUGCGGGAGAUCCUGUCAGACUGCGCCUUGCCCAUCUCGGUGCUCACCUUCUCCCUCAUCUCCUCCUACGGCUUCCGGGAAAUCAAGAUGAGCCAGUUCCGCUACAACCCCAGCAAGAGCCUCUUUGAGGUGGCCGAGAUGCACUCCCUGUCCCUGGGGGCCAUCGCCAGCGCCAUGGGCCUGGGCUUCCUGCUCUCCUUGCUCUUCUUCAUCGAGCAGAACUUGGUGGCUGCCUUGGCGAAUGCCCCAGAGAACAGGCUGGUGAAGGGCACUGCCUACCACUGGGACCUCCUGCUCAUCGCCGUCAUCAACAGCGGGCUGUCUCUGUUUGGGCUGCCCUGGAUCCACGCUGCCUACCCCCACUCCCCGCUGCACGUGCGGGCCCUGGCUUUGGUGGAGGAGCGUGUGGAGAACGGGCACAUUUAUGAGACGAUCGUGAAUGUGAAGGAGACGCGGCUGACCACACUGGGCGCCAGCAUCCUGGUGGGCUUUUCCCUCCUGCUGCUACCCUUCCCGCUGCAGUGGAUCCCCAAGCCCGUGCUCUACGGCCUCUUCCUCUACAUCGCGCUCACCUCCAUCGACGGCAACCAGCUCUUCGAGCGCGUGGCCCUGCUGCUCAAGGACCAGACCUCGUACCCGCCCACCCACUACGUCCGGAGGGUGCCGCAGAGGAAGAUCCACUACUUCACGGGCCUGCAGGUCCUGCAGCUUCUGCUCUUAUGUGCCUUCGGCAUGAGCAGCCUGCCCUACAUGAAGAUGAUCUUCCCCCUCAUCAUGAUUGCCAUGAUCCCCAUCCGCUACAACCUGCUGCCCCGAAUCAUUGAAGCCAAAUAUUUGGACGCCAUGGAUGCUGAGCACUGACUGGGGCCCUGACGUGCAGGCCCCGGCCAUAUCCCCUUCACUCGUCUCUCUGGCUCUGCCCAGGCUGACUCUGCGGCCAUGCGGGGGGGAGGUAUGGGUGUCCUCUGGGGUGGGGCUCUGUGCUGCACCCCGUCCCAGCUGUCCCAUCAGGCCUAGGGCAUCUAGGCAUAGGAAGGGGGGUGGGUGUUCCACGGUAGGUGCCCAUCCCUGUCCCCAUUAGCCUUUCGCUUGGGUCAGUAACACUGCUCAGGGCAACUUCUGUCCAGAGUAGGACUAAGCAGGACGGAUUUUCUUUUGAUAAAAGAGUCAGAUGUCUGAAAGAGAAACCAUUUCCUUGAUUGUGUAAGGAACUUGCUGUAUGCACCCUAGAGAAUAAAACUCCUGUUUCUA